Mesoplodon densirostris (Blainville's beaked whale) is the source of this 1636-nucleotide messenger RNA. It is a transcript of the gene ADA, whose product is annotated as adenosine deaminase. NCBI's taxonomy places the organism in Eukaryota, Metazoa, Chordata, Mammalia, Artiodactyla, Ziphiidae. Bases 124 to 1356 code for a protein of 410 amino acids. Gene Ontology annotation, cellular component: cytosol; external side of plasma membrane. The transcript has 12 exons. Gene Ontology annotation, molecular function: adenosine deaminase activity. The record is from RefSeq and is a predicted model, not a curated record. Gene Ontology annotation, biological process: inosine biosynthetic process; negative regulation of adenosine receptor signaling pathway; T cell activation.
CAUUAAGAAGAGCGUGGCGGGCCGCGAUCACUGCAGGCCCCCGGGAAAGCAGACCGGCCUCUGACCCAGCGGGACCACCGAUUUUCGGCGGAGGGAGCAGCGCCGGGGUGCACGCUUGGCAGCAUGGCCCAGGCGCCAGCUUUCGACAAGCCCAAAGUAUUCACUAGUCCGGAAGGUCUGUGGCCAGUCCUUUUUGUUAGAGUUGGAUCUUGUUUGGUAGAACUGCACGUCCAUCUGGAUGGAGCCAUCAAGCCUGAAACCAUCUUAUAUUAUGUCAGGAAGCGGGGCAUUGCCUUCCCAGCCAACACACCAGAGGAGCUGCAGGACAUCAUCGGCAUGGACAAGCCGCUCAGCCUCCCGGGCUUCCUGGCCAAGUUCGACUACUACAUGCCCGCCAUCGCGGGCUGCCGGGAGGCCAUCAAAAGGACUGCCUACGAGUUUGUGGAGACGAAGGCCAAGGAGGGCGUGGUGUACGUGGAGGUGCGCUACAGCCCGCACCUGCUGGCCAACUCCAAAGUGGAGCCGAUUCCCUGGAACCAGGCUGAAGGGGACCUCACCCCGGAUGAGGUGGUGUAUCUAGUGGACCAGGGCCUGCAAGAGGGAGAGCGAGACUUCGGGGUGAAGGUGCGGUCCAUCCUGUGCUGCAUGCGCCACCAGCCCAGCUGGUCCCCCGAGGUGGUGGAGCUGUGUAAGAAGUACCGGCAGCGGACCGUGGUGGCCAUUGACCUGGCUGGAGAUGAGACCAUCCAAGGCAGCAGUCUCUUCCCUGAACACGUGGAGGCCUAUGCGGAGGCCGUGAAGAGUGGCGUCCACCGCACGGUCCACGCCGGGGAAGUGGGCUCGGCCGAGGUGGUGAGAGAGGUGAGUGGCCGGGCAGGCGGUGGGGCCCUUCUCCCCGCUCGCCCCGCGGCCCGCGCUGGGCUCCAUGCUGCUUGUCAACAGGCCGUGGAUGUGCUCAAGACGGAGAGGCUGGGGCAUGGCUACCACACCCUGGAGGACCCAGCCCUCUACAACAGGCUGCGGCAGGAAAACAUGCACUUUGAGGUCUGCCCCUGGUCCAGCUACCUCACCGGCGCCUGGAAGCUAGGCACAGAGCAUGCAGUCGUUCGGUUCAAAAACGACCGGGCUAAUUACUCCCUCAACACGGACGACCCACUCAUCUUCAAGUCCACCCUGGACACUGAUUACCAGAUGACCAAACAGGACAUGGGCUUCACUGAAGAGGAGUUUAAGAGACUGAACAUCAAUGCGGCAAAGUCCAGUUUCCUCCCAGAAGAUGAGAAGAGGGAGCUUCUUGAUCUGCUCUAUAAAGCCUACGGGAUGCCACCUUUGGCCUCUGCAGAGCAGCGUCCCUGAAGACAUCGUGGCCACCUCUCAGAGUCCUCAGCCUGUGGAUGGAGUCUUCACAACUCCCUUUACUCCUUCCAGGGAGACUAUGAUUUCCAGAGUCAGCUACUGAUGCUCGUGAAGCCCACAUGCCUGUUUCUGUACACACAUAUACCUCCGCCUGGCCGUGUCUCUCCUCUGAUUGUGUGCCCGGGCCAGGAUCAGGGCCUGUGGCUGGUUGAAUCUGAAUCCCUCCCUCCUCUGGUGACCCGUGCUGAAAAUCUGGUGCUUAAUAAAGAAACCAACAGCU